This is a messenger RNA of Salarias fasciatus (jewelled blenny), 3370 nucleotides long. Its product is annotated as MAM domain-containing glycosylphosphatidylinositol anchor protein 2. Gene Ontology annotation, molecular function: protein binding; axon guidance receptor activity. NCBI's taxonomy places the organism in Eukaryota, Metazoa, Chordata, Actinopteri, Blenniiformes, Blenniidae. The transcript has 18 exons. Gene Ontology annotation, cellular component: plasma membrane; axon; neuronal cell body. Gene Ontology annotation, biological process: synapse organization; homophilic cell-cell adhesion. The record is from RefSeq and is a predicted model, not a curated record. Bases 304 to 3201 code for a protein of 965 amino acids.
CCGGGCUUUCUGCAGACGGCUCCCCGCUCCUGCCUGCGCCCCCCUCCUCAUCCUCCUCCAAGGCGUCUCUGUGCCGAAAGCGCCCCGCAUUUUGACUGCAUGACAGUUUACAUCCGAACCAUCACAACCUGAGCGCGUUUGCCUUCCUGCGCACGUACAUACCUUCACAGAGAAAGAGAGAGAGAGAGAGAAAAAGAUCAUUAAUCGACGUGCAGAUCGGAGCCGUGCCGUGUCUAUGCACCUCAGACACACCGCUGACUUCUUGCUAUUGAGAGCUGGAUAUGCAGAGAUUAACGUGAGAGGAUGGAUCUAAUUAUCUGUGUUUUGGGGCUGCUGGCGCUCAUCGUAGAAGACAUCCGAUGCCAAGGAGUGUACGCACCUCCGUCUGUCCGCAUUAUACACUCAGGGCAUGCAUGCAACGUUGAGGAGGAGAGGCACACGGAGCGGGUCUACACCAUCAGAGAGGGGGAGACCCUGGAGCUCACCUGUCUGGUGACGGGCCACCCUCGACCACAGAUCCGAUGGACAAAGACAGCCGGCAGCGUGUCGGACCGCUUCCAGGACUCCAGCGUGUUCAACGAGACGUUGCACAUCUCAAAGAUCCUGAGGACCCAGGGAGGUCGAUACUACUGCAAGGCUGAGAACGGCCUGGGCUCUCCGGCCAUCAAGUCCAUCAGGGUGGACGUCUACUACCUUGAUGACCCGGUGGUGACGGUGCAUCAGAGCAUAGGAGAGGCCAAGGAACAGUUCUACUACGAGCGGACCGUGUUCCUGCGAUGCGUGGCCAACUCGAACCCUCCAGUCCGCUACAGCUGGCACCGCGGGAGGGAGGUCCUGACGCAAGGCUCCGACAAGGGGGUGGAAAUCUACGAGCCUUUUUUCACACAGCAGGGGGAAACAAAGAUUUUGAAGCUGAAGAACCUGCGUCCCCAAGACUACGCCAAUUACAGCUGCAUCGCCUCGGUCAGGAAUGUGUGUGGGAUCCCUGAUCGCAGCGUGAUCUUCAGACUCACCAACAAGACAGCCUCCCCGUCCAUCAAGCUGCUGGUGGAGGAUCCUAUCGUGGUGAAUCCCGGACACACGGUGUCCCUGGUGUGCAUCACCACCGGAGGCGAGCCGCCCCCGAUCCUCACCUGGGUCAGCAGCAACGACACGCUGCCGCAGCGGAGCGUGGUGAAGGGGGGCACGCUCACGCUGCCGGCCAUCAGCUCGGACGAGGCGGGCGUCUACAGCUGCGUGGCCAGCAACAACGUCGGAAACCCGGCCAAGAAGUCCACCACCAUCGUGGUGCGAGCUUUGAAAAAGGGACGAUUCUGGAUCACACCGGACCCCUACCACAAUGACGACAACAUCCAGAUCGGACGUGAAGUCAAGAUAUCGUGUCAGGUGGAGGCCACGCCUCCAGAAGAGCUGACCUUCAGCUGGCUAAAGAACGGCCGCGCUCUGCGCAGCUCGGAGCGCAUGGUCAUCACCCAGACCGACCCCGACAUCUCACCCGGAACCACCAACCUGGACAUCAUAGACCUCAAAUUCACCGACUUCGGCACGUACACCUGCGUGGCUGCGCUGAAGGGCGGAGGAAUCCCGGAGAUCAGCAUCGACGUCAACAUCUCUUCCACAACAGUCCCUCCUUUGUUUUUCUCUUUCUUAGUUCCCCCCAACCUGACAGUCCCACGGGGCAAGUCCCCCCUGGUGGCCCGCGAGGGUGACACAGUGGAGCUGGAGUGCCUUGUUUCAGGGAAGCCCAAGCCCAUCAUCCUGUGGUCGCGAGCGGAUAAGGAGGCGCCCAUGCCAGACGGCAGCAUGCAGAUGGAGAGCUACGACGGCGUGCUGCGUAUUGUUAAUGUGUCCAGGGAGAUGACGGGCUCCUACCGCUGCCAGACCAGCCAGUAUAAUGGCUUCAACGUGAAGCCCCGGGAGGCCGUGGUGGAGCUGAUCGUACAAUACCCCCCCACGGUGGAGCCCGUCUACACGGAGAUGCGUCAGGGCCUGGGGAGGCCGGUGGUGUUGACCUGCAGGGUGCUGCGAGCCCACCCCUCCCGGGUGCUGCGCUUCGAGUGGCUCCUGUCAAACCGCCUGCUGCACGCCGGGGCGUUCGACGCCCAGAGGGACGAGACCGAGUACAUCAUCCGCAACCUGAACCGGGACGGCUGGGGCGAGUACACCUGCAACGUCAUCAACGAGGCAGGGGCGGGAAAAUGCACCUUCCAGGUCACAGGAAAAGCCUAUCCUCCAGAGUUCUACUACGAUACCUACAACCCUCUGUGGCAGAACCGGCCCAGAGUCUACGGCUUCAAGCUGCAGUGGACGCAGAUGAACCCCAACGCCGUGGACCGCAUCGUGGCCUACAGACUGGGCAUCAGACAGAUGGGGCUGCAGCGCUGGUGGGAGCAGGAGAUCCCCGUGGACGGAGCCAUCAACAAAGGAGAGCUCAUGACCCACAACUUGACGGAGCUGAUAAAGCCGGAGUCGUACGAGGUGCGCCUCACCCCCAUCACCCGCUUCGGAGAGGGCGACUCCACCAUCCGGAUCGUCACCUACAGCGCACCCAUCAACCCUCACCUGAGAGAGUUCCACUGCACCUUCGAGGAAGAGCCCAUCUGCAUGUUCACCCAGGACAAAAACGACGAUUUCGACUGGACGCGGCACAGCGCCGCCACCCGUGACACCAAGUACACACCCAACACGGGACCCAGCGGCGAUCGCGCCGGCUCCAAGCAAGGUUUCUACAUGUACAUUGAGACAUCCAGACCGCGUAAAGAAGGCGACCAGGCGCGGCUCAUAAGUCCAUUCUUCAACGUAGCGCCUAAAAAUCCCUACGGCAUCACCAACCCUCCUGCCUACUGCUUCGGCUUCUUCUAUCAUAUGUAUGGAAAACACAUAGGAACACUCAACGCCUUCCUGAAGCAGAAGGGCCAGAGCAGCUCGGAGGGGCCCGUGUGGUCGCUGAGUGGUAAUCAGGGUGACCGUUGGAAGCAGGUCAAAGUGAGCAUCCAUCCGACAGCGUCCUUCCAGGUGGUGCUGGAAGGCGUCCGCGGACCAGGCAUAGAGGGAGACAUCGCCAUAGACGACGUCACGCUGGAGGAAGGGGAGUGUCGAGACCUACCGCCCAAUCUCAGUGCCAGGGCUCUGUCCACAUCCUCCCAUAUAUGGCUGCUAUGUGUCACCCUGCUGGUGGCCCUCCUGGAAGGUCAGAGGUGACCCUUUUUCAGUCAUCUCAGAGGCGAAUAUUCAGACCCACCGUCUGUGAGCUACACCCUCGGCAUCCAAUCACCAAAGAUUCAUGCAUCCUGAAAGCAGCAGGGUCCCCCCCUCCAUCCACCGGCGGACCGCAGAGGGGCUGAAGUCAACGGAAGAGAGUUUAAAAAAA